AUGAAAUAAUACCACAAACAAAGGGUUUACAUUAUUAAAAUUUCUAGGGAUAUCCAAUUGAUGAGCCUGUUUUAUAAGCAGUAAUGAGUGUCGCUUAAAUACAAAACCUCUAUCCAAAAAUGGCUGAUUUCAAUAAAGCAAUAAAUCUCAAUACAAUUUCAAAAAAAGCAAUAUUUUUGAUAUUGAGAAGUGCAAGUUUAGAUAAUAUUCAUAAAGGAAUGAAGUAUGGGGUAUGGACUAGGUAAGAUAUUUAAGUAAAUCUAAUAGUACUCCAAAAUCAAAUGCUAGGAUUGAUGAAUUAUUUAAAGAGUCAGAAGAAGUUUAUUUAAUAUAUUCAGUAGUCGGCACAAAAGCCUUUUAAGCAUGUGCAAAAUUGCUUGGUCCUUUUGAUCCAACAGCUACAUUUCUUUAUUGGGAUGAACCUUUGAAAUGGUUUGGCUCAUUUUAAAUUAAAUGCGUAUUUCUAAUAUCUUAAUUAAGUUAUUCUUAAACGAAUUGAAAUAGAAAACACUUGAUGAAAAAUAACCAGCUCAUCUGGGUUCAAUAGUUUUAACUGAAUAAACUGAUUGUACUGAAAUUACAUUUGGGUUUGGAAUGUUUGUACUUUAAUGUUUUAAAGACUUGUAAGAAGAUGAAACAGGUGUUAAUGUUUUACUCUAAUAAUUUUAAAAUAUGGAUAGAAGAGAAGUAUCAUUUAUUAAAUAAAGAAGGAUUAAAUCAAAUAAUAAAGAGAUCUUGAUCAAAAUUUCUUAACUCAAUAAUCUCAUGAGCAAUAAUUAUUUGAAAAGUCUCCUUAUGAAUACAAAAACUAUCACAAAAGAUAAAAUUAGUAGAGAUGGUAAACUAAAUAGGCUGACCAAAUGAUGUACAUGCGAGGUAUUUUAUUAAAUAAAUUUCUCUUAGCCUAUUAUUCUGCUAAUUAAUAAUAUGCAGGUUAACAAUAUCAAGGUUAAAAUUAAUAAAUGUAUAAUUAAUAUAGGUAUUUUAUUUUUCAUAUUCAAGAAAUGAUAAUAAAUAAUAGUACAAUAAUUAUGAUUAUUAAUACUAUUAUCCAUAAUAAUAACCAUACUAACAAAAUAAUAACUAAUUCAAAUAUGGAUAUGAUUAAUAAUAAUAUAAUUAAAAUCCUCAUCAUUAAAGAUAACCAUAGAAAUAUUAAAAGAAAUAUUAUAAUAAUUAUAACAAUUAGUAAUAAAAUGAUUUCUAGUAAAAUAAUAAUUAACAAAAUAAUUAUCAAUAAAAUAAUUAUCAAUAAAAUAAUAAUUUUUCUGUCAACAAACAAAAAUAUUAAAAACAUAAUGAUGAAUAGUCUGUAAAUAACUAAGACAAAUAGUUUUGA
Messenger RNA from Paramecium sonneborni, 1339 nucleotides. The record is from the annotation of a GenBank genome assembly. Lineage: Eukaryota; Ciliophora; Oligohymenophorea; Peniculida; Parameciidae.